AUGGCUGACGACGAAUACAACGCUGAGGAGGCUGCCGAGCUCAAGAAGAGAAGACAGUUCCGCAAGUUCUCCUACAGGGGAGUUGAGCUCGAGCCUCUCCUCGACCUCUCUUCCGAUGAACUCCGCAAGCUCGUCCACGCCCGCGCCAGGCGUCGAAUCAACCGCGGCCUCAAGCGCAAGCCCAUGGGCCUGAUCAAGAAGCUCAGGAAGGCCAAGCAGGAGGCCAAGCCUAACGAGAAGCCCGACCUCGUCAAGACCCACCUCCGUGAUAUGAUUAUCGUCCCCGAGAUGAUUGGAAGCGUCAUCGGCAUUUACUCUGGCAAGGAAUUCAACCAGGUCGAGAUCAAGCCUGAGAUGGUUGGCCACUACCUCGGAGAGUUCUCCAUCUCUUACAAGCCUGUCAAGCACGGUCGCCCCGGUAUCGGUGCCACCCACUCUUCGCGUUUCAUUCCUCUCAAAUAA
Molecule: messenger RNA, 462 nt
Organism: Scedosporium apiospermum
Lineage: Eukaryota; Fungi; Ascomycota; Sordariomycetes; Microascales; Microascaceae
Exons: 4
Coding region: 1-462 (153 amino acids)
Biological process (GO): translation; ribosomal small subunit assembly
Cellular component (GO): cytosolic small ribosomal subunit; ribosome
Molecular function (GO): structural constituent of ribosome; RNA binding
Source: RefSeq, a predicted model, not a curated record